Amphimedon queenslandica is the source of this 959-nucleotide messenger RNA. RefSeq lists its product as uncharacterized. The transcript is spliced from 3 exons. The record is from RefSeq and is a predicted model, not a curated record. Bases 142 to 957 code for a protein of 271 amino acids. NCBI's taxonomy places the organism in Eukaryota, Metazoa, Porifera, Demospongiae, Haplosclerida, Niphatidae.
AGGAAAAGUAAGCAAAUUUUAAUGAGUAACACAUACAUUUUAUGCAGUUUACUUAUGUAAAAGAAAAUUAGCAUGUAUAGUUUACUUUGUCAAAAAUAAGAGAACUGUAACAGAGCUAAUUCUAUUCAGUCUAUUCUUAAAAUGGCAUUGUCAGUAUCAGAAGUGAUUUUAGUAUUCUUGUUGAGUAUCAGUGAAGUUAUCAGUCAAUGUCCACCUUCCUCAGGUAUCUACCUGAGGCAUGAUGGAAACUGUUAUACUAAUGGAUCAUAUUUUUUUGAUGCUGAUAUUAGAGGAGCCAGUAACAGUAUCAUGUGUGUGUUAUUUGAUACUACUCUGAAUGGUGGAGAGUGGGUUAAUGUUACUAGUGGAUCAUCAGUUAACUGCAGUACUAAUCCUCUUCGUUGUAAUGAGGUAUCUUCACCUAAUGCUAAUAUCAGUCUUUACAUUGAUGGAGGCGUUAUGUCAUCUGAUGAUGGCUGGUACAAGUGUUGUCUACCCACUAAUUGUUCAGAUUUUAACACCAACAUCGUCUUUGCUAAUAUAUUCAGAUGGGUGCAGAUUGAAACCAUCACAGUUGACCUUCCUUCAGAUAUAACAGUUCUGCCUCAAACAUAUACACUACAUGCCAUUAAAAUUGGUAGUAAUGACCACAGUUCUUUUUUACAUGCUGCCAAUUGGUACUAUGAGUCUGGUAGCAGUAGUACUCAACUCUGCACUGGAUCUAGGGCCUCAUACAGUUGUACAUUCAUGUAUGGGAAUGGAAUGUCAGUAGAUUAUGGUAGUGGAAGAUGGGAUUAUACACUAACUGUUACAUGGAGUGGAGACACUAUUACUAGUGGAGUACUAAGCCAAUCAAACAACAACGGAGAUCAUGUAUUUAGAUUCUAUUUAGAUUUUGGUCAUAUCUAUCACAGCCCAGUACAAAGAAAUAGAGACAUUUUUGUAACAGGUAAGUAGCA